AUGCAAAAGCAUGGAAUCUUAACAAGGCAGUUAACAACAAAGCAGCCACGCAGCAAACUACUACUGAAACCUCACUCUUUUAUUUCAUUUCGCCGAGGGUUUUCUCAGAAUGUCACACGAUUACUAGAAGAAAAGAAACCAAACAAACCAUUCUUACCAACCUAUGACCCUAAAACGGUCGAAGAAGGCUGGUACGACUGGUGGAGUAAGAAUGGGCUCUUUAAAGCAAGCAGCGCUGACUACUCUAAUAAGUCCAAAGGACCAGAAUUCACCAUGAUCACUCCGCCGCCCAAUGUUACUGGUUCACUGCAUAUUGGCCACGCAUUGACCUUUAGUAUUGAGGAUGCAAUCGUACGCUGGCGACGUAUGAACGGGUACGACGUCAAAUGGAUACCUGGUAUAGAUCAUGCAGGCAUUGGAACACAAUCUGUAGUAGAAAAGAUGCUGAUGAAAGAGCGUGGAUUGACACGACAUGAUUUGGGCCGUGACUCGUUCGUAAAGGAGAUUUGGAAUUGGAAACAGACGUAUGGUGAUCGUAUACUGCAUCAGAUGAGAAGGAUGGGUGCAUCUCUUGACUGGGAUCAAGAGUUUUUCACAAUGGACGCAAAGAGGUCAAAGGCUGUUCAGAACGCGUUCAUGCAGUUGUUUAAGGAUGGUCUUAUCUAUCGUGACACCAGACUUGUGAAUUGGUGCUGUGCAUUAGAAACUGUGAUAUCAGAUAUUGAAGUGGAUUAUAAGGAUAUUCAAGGAAGAACGAUGAUACAGUUACCAGGCAGAAGCAAACCCGUCGAGUUUGGAGUAUUGCAUAAUUUUUCUUACAAGGUGGCUGAUCCAGAUCAGAAUGGACUUACAGAGCUUAUAGUAUCGACAACUCGUAUUGAGACUAUGCUAGGUGAUUGCGCUGUUGCUAUUCAUCCUGAUGAUGAAAGAUACAAGAGCUUACAUGGCAAGUUUGUUUACCAUCCAAUUCAUGGGAAUAAGAUUCCUAUUAUUUGUGAUAAAGAGCUUGUUGAUAUGGAAUUCGGUACUGGUGUAGUCAAGAUUACACCAGCACACGACCCGAAUGAUUACGCAUGUGCUCGUCGACAUCAUCUUCCUGUUAAAAGCAUAUUUGAUAAAAUGGGUAGAUUGAAUGAACAGUGUGGGAUAAUGGAGUGGGUCGGUCGUGAUCGAUUUGAUGUGAGAGAAGGUGUGAUUGAAAAAUUGAAAGAGUUGGGGAGCUAUAAGGGUAGAGACGAUAAGCAUGUCAUGCGUAUUGCUCUUUGCUCGAGAUCAGGGGAUAUUAUUGAACCUCUGCUUCAGCCACAGUGGUACCUGAAUUGCCGUGAACUGGCCAACGUAUCCAAGAAGCAAGUGGAGGAGGGCAAGAUGAGAAUUUUGCCGGAAACUUAUACUCAAGAAUGGUAUCGAUGGCUUGAUAAUAUCCAGGACUGGUGCAUAUCACGACAACUGUGGUGGGGGCAUAGGAUUCCUGCUUACCAAAUAAGGUUGAAUGAGCAUCAUGAUCAAGAUCUUUGGGUAACAGGAAAUGACACAGAAGAUGCCCGAUUGAAUGCCAAGAGGCUCUUGGCAGACAAAGGCUAUUCCAAGAAUACGCCUUUUGAGCUCAAGAAGGAUGAUGAUGUACUGGAUACAUGGUUUUCUUCUGGUUUGCUGCCGCUCUCUGCAUUAGGAUGGGAUGGUGUUCAAAACAAAACAAUCCCUGAUCGAUAUCCACUUCAAGUGAUGGAAACGGGAUUUGAUAUCCUAUUCUUUUGGGUCGCUCGAAUGGCCAUGUUGGCCAAUUAUUUUACAGAACAUAAGCCACCGUUUGAAACGAUCUUUUUGCACCCUAUGGUACGAGAUGCACAAGGGCGUAAAAUGUCCAAGUCGCUGGGCAACGUGAUUGACCCAUUGCAUGUUAUCGAGGGUGUCAGCUUGGAAAGGAUGAAGCAAGACUUGCUCAAAUCAAAUCUACCACAAAAGGAAAUUAGCACGAGCGUAAAAAAUCUAGAAAAAGAGUAUCCACACGGAAUUCCCAGCUGUGGCACAGACUCACUGCGAUUUGCGCUUAUACAAUAUACACAGCAAUCUAGACAGAUCAAUUUAGACAUUUCCAAUGUGAUCCAAACAACGCACUUUUGUAAUAAGCUCUGGAACCUUUUCAAAUAUGGCUUGAAUAAGCUGGAUGAGAACAAUAUUGACUAUAAGAGUAUCGACAAGGAUCAACUGUCCCUUGUCAAUCGUUUUAUUUUAUCAAGAAUGGCAAACACAGUAUCCAAGUGUCAGACUUCUUUUGAAAGCUUUCGAUUGUUUGAAGCAGCAGAUGCAUUAAAGAGAUUUAUUGUUGAAGAUGUAUGUGACGUCUAUGUUGAGUUCUCCAAGUCAGUGUUGAAUCCACAUAAUGAAGAUGAACAAGACAAGAUGAAUACGAUGAAAAUAUUGUAUGCAUGUAUGGACGUUUCAUUGAGACUGGCUCAUCCCUUUAUGCCAUUUGUUACAGAGGAAUUAUGGCAACAAACACGGUCAAGACUACCUAUUCUUCAUGGCAGAAACACUCCUUCUAUUAUGGUGGAAGAAUAUCCUGAUCCGAAUGAAUUCAGCCAAUUUUACGAUAAUGGUGUUGAAAAUCAUUUUAAGGUUAUUCUCUCCAUCAUUCACGCUUCCAGAUCCCUUAGACAAGGCCACCAGAUUAGUAUUAGCAAAAAAUUACCAUUUAUUAUUUGGUGUAAUGAGUUUGAUUUGAUAAGCGGACCUCUUCAGAGCUACACGAAGGAAAUCAAGAAAUUCACUAAGGCAUCAAGUGUUGAAAUUAAUGAUAAACAGCCAAAUGAUAUGCAUAGCUAUACUGUCAAAGUGAUUAAUGAAAACUUGAAAAUUUUUGUACCAACCACCGACAUCAUCAAAGCUCAGUUAGAGAAUGCCGCAGCAAAGGGGACUGACAUGAGCAUGGCAAUAGAGCAUAAAAAUAAGCAAUUGACAAAAAAGCUAAACAAGAUCAUGAAUGAUGUAGAAAAGCUACAAGUGCGUAUGAGUCAAAACGGUUAUAGUGAUUCCGUACCAGAAUCAAUACAAGAAAAGAACAAACAGCGUCUAAUUAUGCUUCAUCUCGAAAGAGAUACACUAGAAAAUGAUUUACGGCUUUUGCAAACCAUAAUCAAUAAAGAACACUAA
Molecule: messenger RNA, 3153 nt
Organism: Rhizopus microsporus ATCC 52813
Lineage: Eukaryota; Fungi; Mucoromycota; Mucoromycetes; Mucorales; Rhizopodaceae
Product: valyl-tRNA synthetase
Exons: 16
Coding region: 1-3153 (1050 amino acids)
Biological process (GO): valyl-tRNA aminoacylation
Cellular component (GO): cytoplasm; cytosol
Molecular function (GO): aminoacyl-tRNA deacylase activity; ATP binding; valine-tRNA ligase activity
Source: RefSeq, a predicted model, not a curated record